Molecule: messenger RNA, 1157 nt
Organism: Caenorhabditis angaria
Lineage: Eukaryota; Metazoa; Nematoda; Chromadorea; Rhabditida; Rhabditidae
Source: the annotation of a GenBank genome assembly
UUGGUAUUUUUCAAUGUUAUUAUUUAUCAUUUUCACUUUUUUAGCUAAAUAUCAUAAGACAAUAAUCAAUAAUUUUAAUAUUUUCUAGAUGUUAACUGGUGGUGUAGUUGAUUACACUCGCGAGGGUACAAUUCUAUCCUCGGAGCAAAGACAAUUUUACGAGAAAAACGGAUAUUUGCUUAUCAGAAAUUGUGUGCCAAAAUAUGAGCUCGAAAGAUUCCGAAAACGUUUUCAAGAUAUUUGCGAGAAAAAAGUGAAAGCGCCUGAAAAUAUGACUGUUAUGAAGGAUGUAUCAAUUGCAAAAUCGGAAUUCAAGGAAGGAGAAAAAGCGAUCACCAAGAUUCAAGAUUUUGCAGAUGAUCCAGUUCUUUUUGAAUAUUGCAGAUAUCCUGGGGUAAAUCUAAUUAACCUAACUUCUAAUAAUAAAAUCUCCUGACAAUUUCUAGGUCGUUGAUGUUGUCAAAGAUCUAAUCGGACAUCCAAAAUCAACAUUAAUGGCUAUGCAUACAAUGUUGAUCAAUAAACCACCAGAUAAUGGAAAAUUGACAUCAAGACAUCCGAUGCAUCAAGAUCUUCAAUAUUUCCCAUUCCGACCCGCUGAUUUUAUUUGUUGUGCUUGGACUGCGAUGGAAAGAAUCAAUCGAGCCAAUGGAUGUUUGGUGGUUGUGCCAGGAACUCAUAAAGGAGUACUUUUGCCACAUGAAUAUCCCAAAUGGGAGGUUAGUCGAAUUUUUUGAUGUAGGGGUGUUACGAAAAUCUUUAUCUCAAAAAGUUCAUUGACUGAAGUUUUUAUUCAGGGUGGCGUAAACAAAGCCUAUCACGGAAUUCAGAACUACGAUCCAUCAAUGCCUCGAAUCCACGUUGAAAUGGAAGCUGGUGACACCGUCUUUUUCCACCCGAUUCUAAUUCAUGGAUCUGGUGCGAAUCGAACUGAAGGCUUCAGAAAAGCCAUUUCGUGUCACUACGCAAACGACGAUAUUUGCCGAUAUGUAAAUGUCGAAGGAACAACUCAAGAAAAUCUCGCCGAAGAGAUCAUUGAGAUCGCCAGAAAACGCUUGAAGAAAUAUGGUCUCGAUCCGAAUACAGUAACCCUCGAUUUUGCGGAUAUUUGGAAAGUUCGUGCGAGAGAAGUGAAUGGAACCAGAUCGAAUUUGUAA